Messenger RNA from Myiozetetes cayanensis, 4431 nucleotides. It is a transcript of the gene CYTH3, whose product is annotated as cytohesin 3. Gene Ontology annotation, molecular function: guanyl-nucleotide exchange factor activity. The transcript is spliced from 13 exons. Lineage: Eukaryota; Metazoa; Chordata; Aves; Passeriformes; Tyrannidae. Bases 160 to 1356 code for a protein of 398 amino acids. The record is from RefSeq and is a predicted model, not a curated record. Gene Ontology annotation, biological process: regulation of ARF protein signal transduction.
GAGCGAGGCGGAGGAGGAGGAGGGAAAGCAAGCGAAGGAGAAAGAGGAAGAGAAGGAGGAGGAGGAAGAGGAGCGGGAGUGGCCGCGAGGCGCCGAGCGAGCGGAACGAGCCCCGGGCCUCGCUGAUCGGCGGCGGAGCGCCCUGCCCGCGGUCCCAACAUGGACGAAGAGGGCGGCGGAGGCGGCGGCGUGCCUGACGACCUCUCUAUAGAAGAAAGAGAAGAGCUUUUAAAUAUUCGUCGCAGGAAAAAAGAACUGAUUGAUGAUAUCGAGAGAUUAAAAUUUGAAAUUGCUGAGGUUAUGACUGAAAUCGAUAAUCUGACAAGUGUAGAAGAAAGCAAAACUACACAAAGGAAUAAGCAAAUAGCCAUGGGGAGGAAGAAAUUCAACAUGGACCCUAAGAAGGGAAUACAGUUCCUGAUAGAAAAUGACCUCCUGCAGAACACUGCAGAAGACAUUGCACAGUUCCUUUAUAAAGGAGAAGGAUUAAAUAAAACGGUAAUUGGAGAUUACCUCGGUGAAAGAGAUGAAUUUAAUAUUAAAGUUCUUCAGGCUUUUGUUGAACUCCAUGAGUUCGCUGAUCUCAAUCUUGUACAAGCCUUAAGGCAGUUUCUGUGGAGCUUCAGACUCCCAGGAGAGGCUCAAAAAAUUGAUCGUAUGAUGGAAGCUUUUGCUUCACGUUAUUGCCUUUGUAACCCAGGAGUCUUCCAGUCUACAGAUACGUGCUACGUGCUCUCCUUUGCCAUCAUCAUGCUGAACACCAGCCUGCACAACCACAACGUGCGGGACAAGCCGACCGUGGAGAGGUUCAUCUCCAUGAACCGCGGGAUCAACGAGGGCGGAGACCUCCCCGAGGAACUGCUGCGGAAUUUGUACGAAAGUAUUAAGAAUGAGCCGUUUAAAAUUCCAGAGGAUGAUGGAAAUGACCUAACACAUACUUUUUUUAAUCCAGAUAGAGAAGGUUGGCUGCUGAAAUUAGGGGGAAGAGUAAAAACAUGGAAACGGAGAUGGUUUAUUCUGACUGAUAAUUGCCUGUAUUACUUUGAGUACACAACAGACAAAGAACCUAGAGGAAUUAUUCCAUUAGAAAAUCUUAGCAUAAGAGAAGUUGAAGACCCUAGAAAACCAAACUGCUUUGAGCUCUAUAACCCCAGUCACAAAGGUCAGGUAAUUAAAGCCUGUAAAACUGAAGCUGAUGGCAGAGUGGUGGAAGGCAACCACGUAGUGUACAGAAUAUCUGCUCCCACCCCAGAAGAAAAGGAAGAGUGGAUUAAAUCUAUCAAAGCAAGUAUCAGCAGGGAUCCCUUCUAUGAUAUGCUGGCAACAAGGAAACGAAGGAUUGCAAACAAGAAAUAGAACACAAUCAGUGACUUGGAGAGCUGCAGCAACCUGUAAAUGAGCGUACAGUGGAGUCAUCAUGUAAACAUUGGACAAACUAAAUGAAGACAAUUACUGUAAAUUUUAUAUAUAUAUAUACACUUUAUUAUGGCGUAAAAACUUGGUAAGACCUUUCAGGGUAAAUAGUUACUGGCAUAUAAUUUGAAGGAAGCUUCAAAUCCCCAGAGAAUUCAACUGAAAACAUGGAAGCCUUGUUUUCCUUUGUAUUAGUUACAACUCCAGCUGACUUGGGUCGGGAGGGAAGGAGUUCAGGGCUGACAGUUGAUGUGCACUGAAAGCACAGGCAGGUCCCAGCAGCCAAAUUUGAGCCUGUCGACGUGACACGAAGCGCAGACGUGCUCUGAGAUUUGCCAGUCGGCUAAAACUCAUUCCUGCCUGCUCACACCCACAGUAAGCACUAAGGUUUAAUGACUGGUUUAAUCUGCUUUUUAUACAGUAACAUCCUUCUUAUGUUUUAGAUAUGUUGUGGCUUAAUUAACACUAAGUUAGUAUUAAAGGAAUGACAGGGUUUGAGUGAGCUUAGGCUUUGCAUGUGAAAACACCCCCAAAAUAAUUUCACAUGCAUUUCAUGUUUUUCAAGGGGAGAAACCAGGAAGGUGAAAUCUUUCUGUAGGAUGCAGCCCUGGAGAGUUAAGCAAGCAGGACUCAUUCCUUUGCUUGAUAACAAACUUUGGACAUACAGAGAAGUUCAGUACUUUUAUUGCAUUUUUGAGGCAGUUUUUCAGAUCUGUGCUUCGGCAGUUGAUGUUUUAAAAAAAUGAAGACACAUCCUUAUUUUUACUUAAUAAUUGGAUGGCAUAGUGCAGGUAGACUCCCCCACAAGCACAUGUCCCUCUGUUGUUUUUGUAAUUUGUGGAAGAUCCUUGUGGUCCUACUGAUGGGUCUUUCAGGGACACGUCAGCUGCUACAGCAGAUUGUACUCCAGUAUUUUCUGUUGAGAGCACACACACUGUUCUUAAGGGUAAAGCUCCUGAUUGCACAACAGAGGCAAAGAGGGGCUUUUUUGACCCUACUGCUUCUGUUUAUACCCCGUUUUUCCCAAACUUGUUGAACCUGAGCCGUGCCUACUGUGCCAGUGACCGCUCUGGAGACCCGAAAUGCCGAAGCAGUUUUGCCUGUUAGAGUUCCAGGAGCAUCUCUGGGUCUGCUGUAGGGAAAUGUGCUGCACAUUUUGUGUGGCAAACCCCCCGACUCUCUGAGUGGAUCUGUUUCAGAUCUCCUUUGAACUGCGAGGGAGAGUUGUUUCAUUGUUCUGUCUUACUGAUUUGCCUUGUUUUGCAUGGGGUGUCAGCCUGUGAGUGUUUUGCUUUUACUGCAUGUUUGCAAAAGAGGCCGAGAGGAAAAGAACAAAGUGAACUUUCCUCCACCUUCGAGUUUCCCCGGAGUGGGUGGAAUUGCUUGGGUGAAUGUUCAAAUCCCAGUGCUUCCAAGGGAGUAAAACUCAACCAAAGGAGGUAGAAUCCUUGAAUAAGUGUCAGUGUGGGGAUAUAUUUGCUUAAUGGAACACAUUUUAAACUCUUCACAGGAAUUGUGUGUCUCGUGUUUGCGAAGCAGCGCAACGAGAGAGCUGCUGCCAACACUUGUUUUGAGUCUUCCACUCUGCAAUGACACGAUUUGUUUUCAAGCACUGCUUCCAUCAGCCUUAGCUUCGGACAAGUAGAUUUGUAAUGCAAAUAGUGACAAGCCAAUCAGUGGUACUUGGUGAGCAUAAAGGUGAGAGGCAGCAAACAAAGUAUUUCUGGAGAAACGUGAGAUUCUAAAAGCAUGAACAAGCCAUGAAGCACUUUUGUAUCAAUUCUUAUCUUCUGAAAUGUCACCUUUGAGGAAAUCUGUGUCUUUAACCAGGUGAGGAUGUCUGCCUGUGAGCAUGAAGGAAAUGCCUUGAGAGUUCAUUUGCUGUAUUUAGUUUGAAGUUCUUAUAUCCUGCAGAAGUAAUUAUUUAGAGUAACAUGUAACUGAGGGUAUUGUAGCAGGAAAUACAUUAUUUCUUAGCGUUGAAAUGCAACAUCUUAAACAGCUACUUGUGGUGCUCAAUGUAUCUAUUUAAUUUACCAAAGCUAACGGAACAGCCUUCUCAUGUGUGUUCAUAUUUGAUUUCAAAAGUUCCUUGUAACAGUAUUAACAGGGAGUGAAACUGGCCCAAAAUUUCCACUGGCCACGAGGCCAGUAAAACAAAGUGGCUUGUGAAAAUUUUGGCCAUAUCAGGUACUAUCCCCGAGGGUGAAGAAAAAUCUCUCAACCUUUCCCUUUUUUUUUUUUUUUUAAUUGGGCUUCAAGUCCAGGGUGGCUGCUGAGAGUGGCUGCUCAUGCCCUAAAGCAGGAUCUGUUACAGUUUGGCCACGCUGAGGAAAAGUCCUUUGGGGACAACAGAUUCUCCCUUGCUGUUGCACUGAAACUUGGAUAAUUUUCCAGCUUUUUUGGUUCUGCUGUUGCAGGGGCAGCAAGAGCCAGGGCUGCUCCUGCCACGUGCUCAGCGUGUGAUCCGCUGGGCACUGCCAGUGCAACUGGGAGAGAACUCUACAUAAAACUUAAGCUCAGCUGGACUGACUUAAAUUUUACAAUAUUCUGACAAAAUAAGCUCAGCAUCACUGAAACAUUUUGAACCGUUUUCAACUGGUACAAAACUGAACCUUUGUAAACUGAGCAGCAUUUAUAAUGCUUCAUAUAUAAAAAAACAAUGCAUAUUUUUAAGAUUUAUUACAUAUCUAUGUAGAUAUGCUUGCUGGAAAAGCUAGGUCUGUUGUAGACCAAAUGCUACAAAUUAAGACUUGUGGCUUACCAGUUUCAUUUCUAUAUUUUCUUGGAAAAUGUUUCUAGCUAGAGUUUAAAUAUAAAAUGUAAAUACUGUACAGAUAUGUAUUGAUAUAAGUAUUACUUGGUGUACACAAGUGAUUUGCAUGACAAAUACUCUGUAUCACUGUUAAAAAUGUGAUGUUCUUAUGUAAAGCCACUGCAAUAUUAAUGUUUUCAUUUAUCAUUAAGACCUGUUGCUUAAAUCUGUCAGUUUUCUCAAAAAUAAAGUGUGAAACUGUA